UUUAGUGACACGAGAUCCCUUCCUAUAUGGAAGAAGAGAUCCAAAUGUUCCAAGGGAGCAUCGAUCGAUCACGGGCUGCAUAAUGUACAUGCUCCUAGGCUUGAUGCAGCAUAUGGGCGCACAGUGCAGUCGUGCACUUGCGCUGUGGAGUCAUAGAAGUUACCCAACGCCGACAAGUGCAGGGAGCCACCACCGCACCGGCACUGGGUCCUUACUCCGUAACCACGUCGCCGUCACGGCACGCCCACACACCCCCAACCCCGAUCAACUGCCCCCGGCCGAGCACCACGCACAACUGCUUAUAAACCCUUCGUCUUCAUCGUCCCCGCAUCACCACCGCCCCUCGCCUCUCGCCCCUUCCGUCCCCUUGCCGCCGGAGCGAGCAAUGGACCUCGACGACGACAUGGUGCCGUACUCCCCCUCCGGCGACUCCUCGCCAUCGUCCUCCGACCUCGACACCGAGUCGACGGGGUCUUUCUUCCCUGACCGGAGCACGACGCUGGGGACGCUGAUGGGCGUGUCGACGUUCGGCGGCGCCGGUGUCCAGCGGCGGCUGACUCGGGCGGCGCCGGGGCAGGAGAGCGAGAGGCCGACGCGUGCGGCAACGGAGGAGCGAGACGGGCGGCGCGCGGGCGGGUGGCGACGGAGGAGGCGGCGGCGGGGCGGGAGCUGGUGGCGGCUGUGCCGCGACGACGCCAGCGGGCCGCCGACGAGGCUGGGCGAGUUCCUGGACAUGGAGCGGCAGCACGCCGGCGCCGACUUCCUGUGCGGCGGCGGCGGCGGCGGCCCGCAGGAGCCGGAGGCGCCAUCGGUGGCGGCGACGCCGCUGUUCGAGGACGGGAGGGUGCGCCCGCCGCAGCCGCGCGCCGCGCCGCCGGAGGAGCGCGGGAGGUGGCGGCUGCAGCGGGCCGCGGAGGGCUCGUCCACGUCCUCGUCGCUGGCCAGGCUCCCGGUGCUGCUCACCGGCAUCUGCAGCGGCGGCGCGGGGUAGGCAGGGGCAGCACCCCGCAAUUAACACCCCUCCCGAGGGGCGUUUACGCCGCGUACGUGAGAGCGGACUGAAUGCAGCAUGAUUCUUUUCUUCACCCCACGGAACGGAUUCCCUCUGCCGCUUCAUUUCUCCUUCCCUCGUUAUUAAAUAAUAAUAAUUGUCGUUGUUCGGCGCUCCCCCUCUGGCCCAGUACAAAAA
Molecule: messenger RNA, 1189 nt
Organism: Triticum urartu
Lineage: Eukaryota; Viridiplantae; Streptophyta; Magnoliopsida; Poales; Poaceae
Source: RefSeq, a predicted model, not a curated record